CUUUUCACUUCCUUCAAACUUUUCCCUUCAAACCUUUCCUUCUUGCUAACGCAAGCCCUUUCCUAUUCAUUUUUUCCUCUUACAGUUCCAUUGUUUGGUUACAAUGCGAUCUCUUUUCCUCUCACUCCUUCUAGUCAGUUUGAUCGCUUCAGCGGCAAAGGCUGCCAUGAUCGAUUAUCUCCGAGCCCCCUAUAAGCUCUGGUCUCCAUCAAGCGAGUACAAUAUCACGACGUUGGCACCCACGCUCAAUGUCACUGAAGUAGCCAUAAAUUGUACUUCUACCAUUCGUCAAGCCACACUGCGUGCCAAUGAAACCCAUAUUACAUUGCAAGGCAUUUCUGCAGACUCCAACGAGGCAUGCUUUGCUGCCAAUGUUACCAGCCGGCCUGGUAGCUUUAUCCGUGCUUAUACGAAGAAGAUAACACGAAUUCGCGAUUAUGAUAACAAGUUGCACCGCGGCAAAGUGUGUGACCUCGACGUUCCCGGUUGGUCGCAGAUUAUCUACAAGCAGCGCGAUGUGGAUUUGACUAUCCCCUUGACAAAUACGACCGAGAUCAAUUGUAACAACUCGAAUAGCCCUACAGAUACACCGGUUCCGACUACCACUACGACACAUGCGCUAAAAACCACUACAACGACAACGACACUCCGCCAUACAACUACUACCACGACAACCCACAAGCCCACGCCGACCGAGAAGCCGGAUGACGACAACGACGACGAUAGAGGCAGUGCUGAUUGGAUUAGUGGCCAAGUGACCUUCUUCACGCCCAACCAAGGUGCUUGUGGAGAUUGGAAUGAUGAUGACGACAUGAUCGUUGCGCUCGGCCCCGAUUGGUACGGUAACAUGAAUGCGGUGAGCAAGUACUGUGACGAGAAAGUGCGUAUUACAGGCCCUAGAGGAAAUUCCAUCACCGUUACAGUUAAAGAUGCAUGCCCGCCCUGUGACAGUGGACAUUUAGACUUAUCACCUGCUGCAUUCAAAAAACUCGGUGAGUUUGACACUGGUAUUCUCAAAGUCAAAUGGCAUUUUCUAUAAAUAAUAAAAUCAUACGCAUCUCAAAUUCAUCAUUUACACUACGUACUACAUAC
This is a messenger RNA of Zychaea mexicana, 1092 nucleotides long. Its product is annotated as RlpA-like double-psi beta-barrel-protein domain-containing protein-containing protein. NCBI's taxonomy places the organism in Eukaryota, Fungi, Mucoromycota, Mucoromycetes, Mucorales, Lichtheimiaceae. The transcript has 4 exons. The record is from RefSeq and is a predicted model, not a curated record. Bases 104 to 1039 code for a protein of 311 amino acids.